Molecule: messenger RNA, 1348 nt
Organism: Baudoinia panamericana UAMH 10762
Lineage: Eukaryota; Fungi; Ascomycota; Dothideomycetes; Mycosphaerellales; Teratosphaeriaceae
Exons: 3
Coding region: 173-1303 (376 amino acids)
Biological process (GO): protein import into mitochondrial matrix
Cellular component (GO): mitochondrial outer membrane translocase complex; mitochondrial outer membrane
Molecular function (GO): transmembrane protein transporter activity
Source: RefSeq, a predicted model, not a curated record
GGGGUAGAGCUUUCGCAGGAGAGACGAGGUCGUGUGCCUGCCUGUACUCAAUCACCUACCACUACUCCUCCGCCAUCGACCGUCUCUCACACACACCAACUGACAAGCACCAUCGCUCCUAUCCUCAUCUGGACUGGAUUGAUCUGCUGCGUGAACGGAAGGAUCGAACGAGAUGGCCGCGCCUGGCCUGGAGAAGGAGGUUCUUACCAUACCCGUCACCAACCCGUCCGCACCUCCUCUCGAUGUGACAAAGCCCCCAUCAACCGGAACCAAUGCCAUCUUCGACACAUUGUACGAUACAUAUAGCUCCUUCCUGGACCGGAGAGCGGCGCUGGGCUUGAGCAACCCCGGCACGGUGGAGAGCAUCGCGAAAGAAGUGCAGCGUGACGUCUUCCUCUCCGCGCAAGCCUUCUCAGGCCUUCGCGCCGAGCUGAACAAGUCCUUCUCCCUCAACCCCAUCUUCCAAGUCAGCCACGCCUUCUCCACCGGCUCGCAGUUCCUCUCACCCUACACCUUCCUCGCCCUCUUCGGCACCGACAAUGUCCUCCUCCAAGGCCAAGUCGACUCCGACGCCUCCUUCUCCGCCCGCUUCAACCUCCGCCCCCACCCCCGCUACACCUUCAAAUCCUCCGUGCAAAUCCAACCCUCCUCCGGCAUGUCCCCCGGCGGCGCGCAAGUCUCACUAGAGCAAGACUACGUCGGCGACGACUUCAGCGCCUCUCUUAAGAGCAUCAACCCCAGCAUACUAGAAGGCGGCCUGACCGGCAUGUUCAUCGGCUCGUACCUGCAAGCAGUGACGCCCAGACUGGCACUCGGCUUGGAAGGCGUCUGGCAGAAACCCGGCGGCGAGAUGGGACCUGAGGCGGCGCUCAGCUACGCCGCGCGGUACAAGGGAAAUGACUGGAUAGCGUCCGCGCAGCUCUUGACGCAGGGUGGUCUGCAGGCUUCGUACUGGCGGCGGCUGACGGAUAAGGUGGAGACGGGCGUGGAUGUCAACUUGCAAUUUGCGGGUCUGUCCGGGGCGAAUGCGAUGAUGGGUGGAAUGCGGAGAGAAGGCACGGCGACGUUGGGCGCGAAGUACGAGUUCAGUCGGUCCAUUUUCCGCGCGCAGGUGGAUAGCCAGGGGAAGAUCGGAUGUUUGUUGGACAAGGUCAUUGCGCCGCCGGUGAGGGUGACGUUUUCGGGGGAGAUGGAUCAUGCGAAGAACGCCGCCAAACUCGGCCUAGCAGUCUCUAUCGAAGCCUCCGGCGAAGAACUCAUGGAGCAACAAGACAGGGUCUCGCCCGCUGCGCCGCCCUUCUAAAACGCCAAACCGUCCGCAGCGACGGCUUUGGAAUGGCGGACAAAC